Guillardia theta CCMP2712 is the source of this 914-nucleotide messenger RNA. RefSeq lists its product as hypothetical. The record is from RefSeq and is a predicted model, not a curated record. The transcript has a single exon. Gene Ontology annotation, molecular function: calcium ion binding. The annotation marks the transcript as partial. NCBI's taxonomy places the organism in Eukaryota, Cryptophyceae, Pyrenomonadales, Geminigeraceae.
CAUGGCAGGGCGAGGAGGAGGGCGAGGAGGAGGGCGAUGACAAGGACAAGGAUCGAACAAGCAUGACGGCAAGGGAUGGGCCUCAACGGAUGUCUUGAAAGACUUGACAGGGGUUUACAACUCACUUGGUCCUGAGCACCUUGAAACUUAAGACGGGGGGGAUGGUAACAGAAGCAGAUAUGCAGUGGUUGAUCCAUGGUUCAUGACAGCCCUGAUACAACAAGAUGCACGUUAUGAAGCGCAGGCAAGUGCCAUGAUGUCAGAGAGAGCCAGCAGCCGAACGGUCUCCGUCACGGAGAUGAAGGCGUUGCUGCAGGAGCAAAGCAGGAAGCUGCAGGCGCUUGCUGACAAGCUCAGCGCUUCCUCUCCGUUGGUGGGUGAGAAUGAGCAGAAGGAGAGAGAGACUUUGGCCAUCAUGCGCAAGAACUCGAUAUUGGAUGCGAUGGUAAACCAGAACGAGAAGCUUGCGUUGAUCGCCGACAGGAUCCUCGAUCAACUUGAUAGUGUGGCCUUUGCAGGAAGGAAGAUCCAAGAGCUCUUCGACACCAUUGACACGGAUGCAAGCUACGAUCUGAGCAGAGACGAGUUUGAAAACUCUCUCAAGAACCUGGGAUUCCAUAUAGAGAAACGAGACACGGACCUGGUCUUUCAGUUGCUCGAUAAAGACGGGAACGGAAAGAUCGAUAGGAACGAGUUCACUCAAUGCCUGAUGCAAAGGAGGUGCCGGCGGCAGAUAUCGAACUGGGUCGACAGCCUGGGGCUGAACAAGCUGAUAACGUUGAAGCUUAUGCAAGGAAUCCAUGAGGACGAAACAGACCCCUUGCAGUUCUUGAUGUAUAAGCCCAGUGCCAUCCAGCAAAGUCUGAACUCAUUGAAAGAGGACAUCGAAAGAGUAAUGAAAUCCUCUCUGGACA